AUGUCUCCAAACAAAGCACCUAGCCACGGCCAGAAGGUGACUCUCGGCGAGAAUGCUCCCGUGACCCGCGAAGGCCCAGGUGCUGUUCAUGCAAGUUCAUUGGCUGCCGAGUCUCAAGCAUUUCAAGCUGGUAAUGAGGCCGCCGCCUCGCAGUCCUCGCGUGAGAAUGUUGCAUCCGCUUCAAAACCCCACGAGGGCCGAAGCUAUGCCCAGGCGGGCACCGGCACUGAAGCCAAGCAUGUCCCCCAGGCACCUAGCUACGUCCACAGCCAAUACGACCGGGCCCACUCAAGACCCCACGGCAAGAACAUCACGGAGGACAACAGCAUCGGCGACGAUGAGGCGAAGAAUGCAAGUUUCACCGAGUUCGGCACUGCAGCUGACCCCAGCCACUUGGCGGAGGAGAGGAUCAUUGCCGUUGACAGUACUCCUGCCAACCUCACAGGCACCCGGCAGAAGCAUAUUGAUGGAAAAACUAUUUACGACUCCCUUGGCUCUGAUCAACAGGCGUGA
Molecule: messenger RNA, 513 nt
Organism: Neoarthrinium moseri
Lineage: Eukaryota; Fungi; Ascomycota; Sordariomycetes; Amphisphaeriales; Apiosporaceae
Exons: 1
Coding region: 1-513 (170 amino acids)
Source: RefSeq, a predicted model, not a curated record